AUGAAGAAGACGACGCCGUUCGAGUGGAACGACCAGGCGGAUGAGGAUUUCCGGGAUCUCAAGCGCAUGCUCUCCACCGCACCAGUCCUGGCCGCACCGGCCGAGAAGGAGCCACUGUUGCUCUAUAUCGCCGCAACCUCGCGGUCGGUCAGCACGGUGAUGGUGGUCGAGCGACCUGAGGAGGACAAGGUCCAAGUCGCCCAACGUCCCGUCUACUACCUGAGCGAGUGGGCGCUCGAGCUAGCCGGCCACACCAUCUUCUAUGAGCCUCGCACCACGAUCAAGUCCCAGGCUGUGGCCGACUUCCUCGUCGACUGGACUGAGACCCAGUACCUGCCACCACCACCGGACUCGACGCACUGGCGCAUGCACUUCAACGGCUUGAAGAUGCAACUCAGCCUGGGGGCAGGCAUCAUGCUGUCCUCCCCCAAGGGCGACCGGCUCAACUACCGCUUCCUCGUCCAAAAGCUAUCCGGAUUCUUCGCGGGCUGCGAGUUCCUCCAUGUCCCGCGCGCAGAGAAUGAGGUGGCCGACCCGCUCGCCAAGAUCGCCUCAUCCCGACAGUCCAUUCCGUCCGGCGUCUCCCUCGAGCAUCUGCACAAGCCGUCCAUCAAGCUGUCUCCGGACUCCGAGUCCAUCCACGUCCCAGCCGACCUGGCCGCACCCCAAAACGGCCCGGGGACUGCUCCAACCGACCCAGCCGCGCCUCAACCCGGCCCGUGGACUGCUCCAACCGACCCGGCCGCGCCUCAACCCGGCCCGGGGACUGCUCCAGCUGACCCGACCUCACCUCAACCCGGCCCAGGGGCUGCUGAACCCGGCUCGGGGGCUGCCACCCCGGAACCCACCGUAAUGGCUGUCUUCGCCGGGGUCAUGGCACCAUCCUGGGCCCUGCCCAUCUCGGAGUUCCUGGAGAACGGGGUCCUCCCCAUGGACGAGACCGAAGCCCAGCAAGUGCAGCGCCGAGCGUCCACCUACAGCAUCAUCAACAACGAGCUCGUCAAGCGCAGCUCCACAGGCGUUUUUCAGCGCUGCGUCGAGCGGGACAGGGGCAUCGAGAUCCUCCUCGACAUACACCAGGGCGAGUGCGGGCACCACGCCGCUUCGCGUUCCCUGGUGGCCAAAGCUUUCCACCAUGGUUUCUACUGGCCCACGGCCCUCGAAGACGCGGAGUCACUCGUCCUCAAGUGUGAGGGAUGCCAGCGCUUCAGCAAGCGCAACCACCAGCCGGCGUCGGCACUCCGGACCACCCCGAUCGCCUGGCCCUUCGCGGUCUGGGGACUCGACAUGGUGGGGCCCUUCAAGACCGCCCGAGGCGGCAUGACGCAUCUGCUGGUGGCGGUGGGCAAGUUCACCAAGUGGAUCGAAGCAAGGCCGAUCAAGAAGCUGGACGGGCUGACGGCCGUUCGGUUCGUCAAGGACAUCGCGGUGCGCUACGGCAUGCCAAACAGCAUCAUCACGGACAAUGGAACCAACUUCGCCAAGGACGUGCUCUACUGCUCCAUCUCCGGCAUCCGCCUCGACUUGGCUUCCGUCGCACAUCCGCAGUCCAAUGGCCAGGUCGAGCGGGCUAACGGCCUCAUCCUACCCGGCAUCAAACCGCGACUCGUCGAGCCCCUCAUCCGUUCACCCGGCAGUUGGCUCGAUGAGUUGCCGGCCGUCCUCUGGAGUCUCCGCACCACGCCAAACAGAUCGACCGGGUUCACCCCUUUCUUCCUCGUCUACGGAGCAGAAGCCGUCAUCCCGACCGAUGUCGAGUUCGACUCAUCGCGCGUCACGAUGUACACGGAAGCCGAAGCAAAGGAAGCCCGCGAAGACGGCAUCGACCUGCUCGAAGAAGCACGUCUCCUAGCGCUCAGUCGCUCAGCCAUCUACCAGCAAGGCCCAAGGCCAGAGUUCAUUACAACCAGUUAA
Molecule: messenger RNA, 1914 nt
Organism: Aegilops tauschii subsp. strangulata
Lineage: Eukaryota; Viridiplantae; Streptophyta; Magnoliopsida; Poales; Poaceae
Biological process (GO): DNA integration
Molecular function (GO): nucleic acid binding
Source: RefSeq, a predicted model, not a curated record